This is a messenger RNA of Pimephales promelas (fathead minnow), 662 nucleotides long. RefSeq names its product inner mitochondrial membrane peptidase subunit 2 (gene immp2l). Gene Ontology annotation, cellular component: membrane; mitochondrial inner membrane peptidase complex. The record is from RefSeq and is a predicted model, not a curated record. NCBI's taxonomy places the organism in Eukaryota, Metazoa, Chordata, Actinopteri, Cypriniformes, Leuciscidae. Gene Ontology annotation, molecular function: serine-type endopeptidase activity.
GAAUAUGAAUGAGACUUGGAGGGCUUUAGGACCCGGGAAGCAGCGAGCGUGGUGUCCCACUGACGGAGCGACGCACAGCACAUACAUAAAGACAUUAGGCAAUGGCGCAGACGGGCUUUGGGCGAAGAUACUUCAGAGCGUUUGUUAGUGGCUUUUUUGUAGCCGUUCCAGUGACAGUGACGGUUUUAGAUCGUCUUGCCUAUGUGGCACGCGUAGAAGGUGCCUCCAUGCAGCCGUCCUUGAACCCAGACGGAGGGUCGUCACCUGAUGUUGUGCUGCUGAACCGCUGGACUGUGAGGAACUACCAAGUGCAGCGAGGGGACGUUGUGUCAGUUCUGAGCCCGAAGAACCCUCAGCAGAAGAUCAUCAAACGGGUCAUUGGGAUCGAGGGUGACUUCAUCAAAACGCUGGGUUAUAAAAACCGUUUUGUAAGAGUUCCAGAUGGACAUCUGUGGAUCGAGGGAGACCAUCAUGGCCACAGUUUCGACAGCAACACAUUUGGACCGGUUUCCCUGGGUCUUAUCCACGGCCGGGCGUCUCACAUCAUCUGGCCUCCCAGUCGGUGGCAGCGGAUCGAGCCGUCUGUCCCCUCAGACCGAAGACCACUGUUAAACUGGAAUGGAGCAACGGACGACAGUAAUGAUGACUGAAAUGAAGGACAU